This is a messenger RNA of Nymphalis io (European peacock), 811 nucleotides long. RefSeq lists its product as uncharacterized. Bases 78 to 749 code for a protein of 223 amino acids. The transcript has 4 exons. The record is from RefSeq and is a predicted model, not a curated record. NCBI's taxonomy places the organism in Eukaryota, Metazoa, Arthropoda, Insecta, Lepidoptera, Nymphalidae.
CUACACUGUGUAAUUCAAGUAAUUAGCAAUAAAUAUUACUGUACCUGAAAACCAUUCAAAGAAUCGGAAUAUAAGCCAUGCUGAUACUUAUCUUCGUGAUACUGUUCGCUGGCGCGGUAAACGCAGGCAGUUCGAAGUCGGACACCUUCGUAUAUUCCCAUAAUGUCCCGCGAUAUUUAGAAGCUAAUCAAUCGUUUGCGCAAGCGAAGAAAUAUAUACAGAAUCAUUUACCGCAUGGCGCAAAAUCAUAUAUUGCGGAUGAGGCCAUUGCUUUCGGUGGCCUCGCGUCUGUAGCCGGAGGACUAGUUCAAGCAUUUACAAUUGACCCUAGAUAUUACGAGCCAGUGAAUAUAGUUGAAGAUUACAAUAAAUUCGGAAGAGAAAAUUACACCUACGUAGUUAAAAUAACCAAUGAAUUGUUGGAAGAUGCUAGUGAAAAAAUUAAACCGAUAAUAAAUCUCAUGAAAUCCUUAUGUACCAUAGAACCCUACUUAGGCUGCAAUGAAGCUGUUGACAAGAGCGUCAGAUCGAAUUCCUACGCUUACUACAUGCCAGCUCGACUCCUGAUUCAUCUUGGAAAAGUAUCGAAAAAUAUAAUGAGGAAUAUUAUCUUAUUAGAAAAAUUAAUAAAUAACAAUGAAGUAGUUUCCUAUUUAUCUGUGCACGCCAAAGAUAGGGGUUUAAUGACGGUCAUCAAGAGAUUGUCUAGAGCCUACGAAAUCUUGAAAAGAAUGGGAUCUUUUCAUUAACGGGAUUAUUAAUAGAUGUAAUCAAAUAUAUUUAUAAGAAAUAAAAUAUUUCUUUUAUUGAA